GAUGUGAUGCGAGCAGUAAUUUUUAACAAAGUUAAAAGCAAAGCAUUGGAAUGGAUGACUGCAAAUCCUACACUAAUGGCAGAAACUGUAGAUUUUCUGCUAGAUGAAAUGGCUAAACAUUUUGAAAAGAAAGGGUCUAAACUUAUUAUCAACUUCAAUUAUGCACCUGGAAAUGAGGGAAACGCUUCGACGAAUAUUUCCAAGAAAUGGUAUCUCUGGGAAAUGAAAUUGACCUGGAUGAAGAUGAGCUGAUCGAGUACAUGAUAGCGGGAAUUCCGGAUGUAAAUCUUCGGAACAUUGCGAAACUACAAAAUUUCUCGACGAAGACCGAAAUGUUAGAAGCAUUCAUACAACGAAACGCACAGGAACGGAAGUGUUACAACUGUAACAGUUUGGGGCACAUAUCAAGCGAAUGUCGAAAGCCGAAACGAGAGAUGGGUACUUGCUUCGCUUGUGGAAAACCUGGACAUCAAGCUAAGGAUUGUGAGCAGUAUAAGAAAAUAGUUGUACAAAAUGAAUAUAAACACUCUUAGAUUCAGGAAGCCCCAUAAGUUUGAUAAAACAAGCAUACGUUCCACCUCAAAUACAUUUAAGGAAAAUGAAUAACCGAAGAUUUUUGGAAGUGUAAAAUGUUUAAUUUCGUUUUCAAAUAAAGACGUAUUGUGCGAGUUAAUGGUGGUGGAUAAUGAA
Molecule: messenger RNA, 690 nt
Organism: Drosophila kikkawai
Lineage: Eukaryota; Metazoa; Arthropoda; Insecta; Diptera; Drosophilidae
Source: RefSeq, a predicted model, not a curated record